AUGAGCAACGAUCUAUUGGCAAAUUUAAAUGCUUUUAAAAGCAAAAUCAAGACAGCUCCUGUGAUUUCAACAAGAAAGGUUGUCAAUCAGGAGCCGGCAGUUAAUAAUAGUGGGUUGGAAGGCAUUAAGCCAGUUAAAAGAGAAGAUUCAAAGGAUUAUGAUGAUAAGCAAGAUCAGGCACAACAAUCAUCUACUAAGAAGCUAAAACUAGGGAGUGUGCCGCUGCAGAAGUCAGCCAGCCCAGCUGGUAGCGACAGUGGUCGAUUGGAUUCGACGCAUCUUUCUACGAAGAUGCUUAUAGCCACAGAAUAUAUUCAAGAAAGAGCGGAGCCGGUUCCAAUAGAUCAAAUUGAGUCGUAUUUAUCGUUACCCAAGGGCAACACUGUGAUUCCGAUGCUUAAAGGCCUAGCUAAAUUCAAGUUUGAUCCCAAGAAAGACACAUUGCAAUAUGUCUCCAUUUAUGACGUCCAUUCUGCGGAGGAGCUAUUAAAGUUGACCCGUACUCAGGUUACCUUUAAAGGUAUAUCUUGCAAGGAAUUGAAGGAUGGUUGGCUCCAGUGUUUUGAUGUGAUAGAUGAAUUGGAGAAGAAGCAUAGGAUCCUUGUUUCUCGGACCAAGAAGGACAAUUCUCCAAGAUUUGUGUGGUACAACUUUGGAGGUGCUUUAGGACAUAUUGAAGAAGAUUUUGUAAAGAUGUGGCAGAAUUGUAAGUUGCCACAACGAUCAGAAUUACCAAGGAAGUUGCAAGAUUUAGGAUUGAAACCUGCGAGUGUGGAUCCUGCUACUGUGAAGAAGCAAGGAUCCACUAGAGUCGAGGUUAAAAAGCGGAAACAAAGAAAGGGAAAGAUUACCAACACUCAUAUGGCUGGCAUCUUAAAAGACUAUUCCGACAGAGUUUGA
Eremothecium cymbalariae DBVPG#7215 is the source of this 900-nucleotide messenger RNA. RefSeq names its product transcription factor TFIIE subunit TFA2 (gene TFA2). Bases 1 to 900 code for a protein of 299 amino acids. The record is from RefSeq and is a predicted model, not a curated record. The transcript has a single exon. NCBI's taxonomy places the organism in Eukaryota, Fungi, Ascomycota, Saccharomycetes, Saccharomycetales, Saccharomycetaceae. Gene Ontology annotation, biological process: transcription initiation at RNA polymerase II promoter. Gene Ontology annotation, cellular component: transcription factor TFIIE complex.